AACCGAUGAGCAGAAAGCUGAGACGGUUGUACUCAUUUUAUUGUGGGGAAAUAUUUAUUUUGCCGUUUGUAAAAUAUUUGUUAUUAGAGGACUGCUAGCUCUAACAGUCGAAAGCUGAGGAAAGCUGAACCCCGGUCUAGCUGGAUUCAUCUGAAGGCAGAGGAAACGCUCACUGAAUGCCAGACUUGAAGAGACAAGAUGGUCCCGGUGGAGCCGUCAACCCACUAAGUUCACCGCCAGAAGACGUCUGAUGAAAAUUUCUCCUAACAGUACACGUUCCGGCAUGGAUGACAAGGCAAAUGGCUCCGUGGACACUAAAAGCCCUACAGAAAAUGGACAGCUGCCGGAUCCUGCUAACUGGGGGGUGGCGGACGUCGUCAAUUACUUCAAAGCAACGGGAUUCGAAGAGCAGGCCACUGCUUUCCAGGACCAGGAAAUUGAUGGCAAGUCCCUCCUCCUGAUGACGCGUAACGAUGUCCUGACAGGACUGUCCAUCAAACUGGGCCCUGCACUGAAGAUCUACGAGUAUCACGUGAAGCCACUGCAAACUCAGCACCUGAAGAGCAAUGCGUCGUAGCCCCGCAGGGCUGCCCACCCACCCAAACACCCCCACCCCCAGCGACAAUCAGCGUGUCAGGAGACGCCAGGCUAGCUGCCGCUUUACAAAGACUCCUGGCCACACUGACACCUUAGAGGGAGGACAGGAACAAUUUGAAUGCUGUUUGAUUUUGUUUGUUUAUUUGUUUGUUUUUUAAAGCUUGGAGCCUAUUGGUGGGCUGCAGAUGUGGUCUACUCAGCUGUUUACCCUUUCAGGCAUUCUUAUUCCUGCUGCUUGACAAAUGUAUUUCAUGUUUCUUUUAUUUUUUAUUUAAAAGAGGGAUCAUUUUGGGGCGGGAUACUGCUGGUUUGAUUUUUGUUUUGUGUGUAUGGGCGUGUGUGUUUGGGAAGUUAUUUGACUAAUGUUGGUUUAAAAAAUAUUUGUAUAUAAGAUCAUAUUAUUGUUGUUAUUAUUAUAAUUGAAAACUGUGUGUGCUCCAUCGUAUGUGAAAACUUUGAUACGUACAUGAACAGAUCCAAUUCUGUUUUCGCCCUUUAAGUUUUUAUGCUUUCAGCUGCAGAGCUGAAUGUAUAAGUUGUUCAUAGCAUGAAAUGAAGCGUUUUAUUUUUCUUCUUCACGCCUGAAGCAGACCAACCCUCCUGCACACCAACUGUACCCCUAUAGGUUACCGAUAUGGAGCUAUUUAUUUAAGACAGAUUUACAGUCCCUUGAUCUUAACUGUGGUGCUUUUGGCAUUCUCAAAGACAUUUGAAGUACAUUAAGUAUUGAAGUGCUGCGUAUGUAAAACCAAUGGUGUAUGUCUAACAACACUGGAGUUUGAAUAUUUGAAUCAGAGAUUUGCAAUAAAUGGUGCUCUUUUCUCA
Messenger RNA from Lampris incognitus (smalleye Pacific opah), 1422 nucleotides. It is a transcript of the gene samd13, whose product is annotated as sterile alpha motif domain containing 13. NCBI's taxonomy places the organism in Eukaryota, Metazoa, Chordata, Actinopteri, Lampriformes, Lampridae. The record is from RefSeq and is a predicted model, not a curated record. The transcript has 5 exons. The coding region runs from base 251 to 577 and encodes 108 amino acids. Gene Ontology annotation, molecular function: protein binding.